AGUGUGUGACCUACUGUGGAGAGAGAGAGAGAGAGAGAGAGACUACCCAAGGAUGAAGCCGGUGUUUGUGGCUGCUUUAGUGCUCUUUGCGCUCAGCUCUGUGGAUAGAGUGGAUUCUUCAGCCUACGACAAGAUAGUAACACACAGUCGCAUCCGGGCCAGACUCCAGGGACCCAAUGUGUGUGCCCUUCAGCAGGUGAUGGAGACCAAGAAGAAGUACUUCAGUACAUGUAGGAACUGGUACAAGGGAACCAUCUGUGGGAAGAAGACGGUGGUUGUCUAUGAGUGCUGUCCAGGCUACAUGAAGCUGGAAGGCAUGCAAGGAUGUCCUGCAGUGGCUCCUAUAGACCAUGUGUAUGGCACAUUGGGCCAGGUGAAGGCUAGGACAACCCAGGAGUACUCUGACCUCUCUAAGCUGAGGGAGGAGAUCGAAGGGAAGGGAUCGUUCACUAUGUUUGCCCCUAGCAACAAAGCCUGGGACUUGCUGGACCCUGAGGUGCGUGGUGCCUUGGUGAGCAACGUGAACAUCGAGCUGUACAACGCCCUGCACUAUCACAUGGUCAACCAUCGCAUGCUAACAAAAGACCUGAAGAACGACAUGUCCAUCACCUCCAUGUACAACAACCUAGGACUCUACAUCAACCACUACUCCAACGGGAUCGUCACGGUGAACUGUGCCAGGAUUAUCCAUGGUAACCAGGUGGCUACCAAUGGAGUGGUUCAUGUCAUCGACCGUGUCAUCACUGCCGUGGGCAACACCAUCCAGGAUGCCAUGGAAGUUGAUGAUGACCUCUCCUCCUUCAGCGCUGUAGCUUUGGCCUCAGGAGUGAUGGACAAGCUGGGCCAGCCAGGUCACUUCACCCUGUUCGCUCCCACCAAUGAGGCCUUCCAGAACCUUGAUGCCGGCUUCGUGGAACGCGUAAUGGGAGACAAGGCUGUCAUCGCAGCCCUGGUGAACUACCACCUGUUGAACAGUGUGCAGUGCUCUGAGGCCAUCAUGGCAGGCUCUGUGUACGAGACAGCAGAGGGAAGCGCCAUCGAGAUCAGCUGUGACGGAGACAGCCUGACGGUCAACGGUAUCAAGAUGGUCCUGAAGAAAGACAUUGUCACCACCAACGGAGUGAUCCACCUCAUCGACCAGGUCCUCAUACCUGACUCGGCCAAGGAGGUGAUGGAGCUAGUUGGUGAAUCCCAGAGCACCUUCAGAGACAUGGUGUCAGAGCUCGGCCUAUCAGCUGCCAUGAAGCCAGAGACAGAGUACACUCUAUUGGCUCCCCUCAACCCUGCUUUCUCUGAUGAGGUGAUGUCUUUAGACCAGAGUGUGCUGAAGGUGAUCUUGGAGAACCACAUUCUGAAGUUAAAACACAAGCUGAGUGAGCUCUACAAUGGACAGCUGCUGGAGACCAUCGCUGGAAAACGACUACGCGUCUUCAUCUAUCGUACUGCUGUGUGUAUAGAGAAUGCCUGCAUGGUGCGGGGCAGUAAAGAGGGCAGCAACGGAGCUCUUCACCUGAUGACGUCUCUCAUCAAACCAGCUCAGACCACCAUCUACGAGGUUCUCAUGGCUGACGGACGCUUCAACAUCUUCCUGUCCCUGAUGGAGAGCGCAGGUAUGACAGAGCUGUUGAAACAGGACGGGUCCUACACCGUGUUCGCACCAACAGACCAAGCCUUCGACGGGCUCACAGAACAGGACGUUACCCUGCUCACCAGCGACGUGAACGCCCUGCGGAACAUCCUCCUGUACCACUUCAGUAACGGAGUGUUCAUCAACGGCGGACUGGAGGGAGGGGUCACCAACCUGCUCAAGUCCAUGCAGGGAAGGAACCUGCAAGUGCUGUCUGUAAACAAGUCCAUCCAUGUGAACUCACUGCACGUGCCAGACAUCGAUCUGAUGGCCACCAACGGAGUGAUCCACGUAGUGAAGCACAUCCUAUACCCUUUGGACCUGCCUGUGGGUCGCGAGGAUCUGCUGGUGCUGCUGAAGAGACUCAUCAAGUACAUCCAGAUCAAGUAUGUCCCUGGAUUCUCCUACACCAACAUCCCCCUCACCUUCAUCAAGAGGACAUUCGCCAAGACAACUCACGUGGAAUCAGUGCCUGAAAUCACCAAGGUGACCAGAGUGAUCAAAGGAGAGCCGACCCUCACCAAGGUGACCAGAGUCAUUGAGGGCGAACCUACUAUCACCAAGGUUACAAGAGUCAUUGAGGGCGAACCCACUAUCACCAAGGUUACCAGGGUCAUCGAGGGCGAACCUACUAUCACCAAGGUUACAAGAGUCAUUGAGGGCGAACCCACUAUCACCAAGGUUACCAGGGUCAUCGAGGGCGAACCCGCUAUCACCAAGGUUACCAGAGUCGUUGAGAGCGAACCCACAAUCACCAAGGUUACCAGAGUCGUCGAGGGUAAGCCUACCUUAAACAAGGUGACGAGGGUAAUCGAGGGAGAACCAAGCAUUACCAAGGUUUCCAGGGUCAUCGAAGGAGUGCCUUCCAUCACAAAGGUCACCAGAGUUAUUGAGACUCACCGUGGUUCCUCAGAUGGAGGGCUGGAGACUGAAGGAGACAUCGAGUGGAUGCUGGAAGAAGGCCCGGAUUUCUCUAAGAUCACCACCAUCCACGGCAACCCGGAAAUGAAAGACCAAGAGUCAGAGAGGAUCACCAAACUAAUCCAAGGUGGAGGUAGUAUGGGGGCCCCGGCCAAAAGAGCUCCUGUUGGUGUAAGGAGGAGGAAGGCAAGGUUGGUAAGACGCCACAACAACAAAAAGUCACAUCCAGCCAAGACCAGUCCAUACCAGUCCAGCCCUGAUCAGUCCAGCCCUGACCAGUCCAGCCCAGUAAAGACCAGUCCAAACCAGUAAAGACCAGUCCAGACCAGCCAAGACAAGUCCAAGCCAGCCAAGACCAAUCCAGACCAGUACAAACCAGUAAAGAACAGUUCUGACCAGACUAGCCCUGCAAGAAUCUCCUUCCAGAUCACCAUGGAGACACUGCCAGGAGCUCACCAAGAUACACAGCAACACAAAAACACUUUCUAAGUUCCCUUGAUGGGAGAACAAGAGGAAGAACCCAUUGUGGAACAUCUAUAACAAUCAAGUAAGCACCCUGGGGAGCAAAAGUGGUUGAAAAUAUGUUGGAAAUACGUAUUUUUGGUUGAAAAGAUGUUAGAAAUACGUAUUUUCAACCAAGUUUGCUCACUGGGCUGUCAUCAAGGCUAAGGGUGGCUAUUUGAAGAAUCU
This is a messenger RNA of Coregonus clupeaformis (lake whitefish), 3238 nucleotides long. Its product is annotated as periostin. The record is from RefSeq and is a predicted model, not a curated record. The transcript has 22 exons. Gene Ontology annotation, cellular component: extracellular matrix. Gene Ontology annotation, biological process: extracellular matrix organization; cell adhesion. Gene Ontology annotation, molecular function: cell adhesion molecule binding. The coding region runs from base 53 to 2860 and encodes 935 amino acids. NCBI's taxonomy places the organism in Eukaryota, Metazoa, Chordata, Actinopteri, Salmoniformes, Salmonidae.